Messenger RNA from Cornus florida, 396 nucleotides. RefSeq names its product protein FAR-RED IMPAIRED RESPONSE 1-like. The record is from RefSeq and is a predicted model, not a curated record. NCBI's taxonomy places the organism in Eukaryota, Viridiplantae, Streptophyta, Magnoliopsida, Cornales, Cornaceae. The transcript has a single exon. Bases 1 to 396 code for a protein of 131 amino acids.
AUGGAUAAAACACGAACCGGUUGCCGUGCUCGAAUGCCUAUACAAUAUUGCAAGUAUACCCAUAAGUUGGAAGUUGCAAAAUUUGUUGAAAGUUACAACCAUCCGUUGAUAAUUGAUGAAUGCGUGCACAUGCUGUCAUCCCAACGUAGAAUUACCCGCGUUCAAGCCAUUGACUUGGAAUUGGCUUUUGAUUCUGGAAUAACCCCUCGCAAUUCAUAUGAGUUGAUGGGAAGGCAAGCUGGUGGAAAAGAAUCAAUUGGGUAUAUAAAGUUAGAUUUACAAAAUCAUUUAAGAACUAGAAGACAAAAUGAGCUUGAAUAUGGAGAGGCAGGAUGGCUUAUGAAUUAUUUUGAGACUCAGUCUUGUGAAGAUCCAUCCUUCUUCUAUGCAUGCUAA